AUGGGUAUCAAUGGCAAUUUGCGCGACCCUACACCAGAGACAGUAACAAAUCUGGCGCAAGACAGGGUGACUUCCAUCUUUGACAACUACGAGACCCUGCAAGCAAUUCUAGAACGGCACGAAGCUUUGAUUCGCCAACGAUGGACAAAGAAGAAACCCGAGCAACGGAAAAAGCAGCUUCUGGAAGCCUGGCCUCGCAUGUCUAAGAAUCACCGCCCUGAUUUUGUCGCAUAUAAAAAGGAACCCGAGUAUGCGAGACAGCACCGUACGAAAUAUAGGCAGGCCUACUUGUGGCCUCAUAUAAACCUUGAAGAUCUUUCCCAAGCUAGUACCGUUCUACGUUUUCUCAACUCCAGGGGUCGCCAUAGCCCUGCCACAUUUUCAGUCAUAGAUCAAGAGAGUGUUCGGACUGGACUUAAGACUAAAGCGAUCCGUUGCAUUUCGGGCCUCAAGAUCAUACAUCUCUAUAUUGAUCUUUUAGGCGAGUCCCGGCAAGAGUACGGUCAGGUGUCGGAGUAUGAACCAUCAGCAAAGAAAACAGCCAAGGGGACGUUCCAAAUGCGCCAGAAGCAUUAAUAGUACUGGAGAUUCAGGAAAGGACGCUCGACUUCCUCGUGAAGCUUUGCAAAGGCAUUUUGCAUGACAAAAUGUCCGAUGGCUCGCUCACUUCGGGGCCUGUGCAGCCAGAGCCACCCACCCUAGUCAUCAAGUCUGGACAAUGGCCAUCCGCUAUCGAUCUGUCUUUGAACCGCCCUUAUCUUGUACCCCGUGGAAUCGACAUUGAACGCAUG
Molecule: messenger RNA, 791 nt
Organism: Periconia digitata
Lineage: Eukaryota; Fungi; Ascomycota; Dothideomycetes; Pleosporales; Periconiaceae
Source: the annotation of a GenBank genome assembly